Molecule: messenger RNA, 5714 nt
Organism: Homalodisca vitripennis (glassy-winged sharpshooter)
Lineage: Eukaryota; Metazoa; Arthropoda; Insecta; Hemiptera; Cicadellidae
Gene: egg
Product: histone-lysine N-methyltransferase eggless
Exons: 25
Coding region: 227-5647 (1806 amino acids)
Biological process (GO): negative regulation of gene expression; heterochromatin organization
Cellular component (GO): nucleus
Molecular function (GO): histone H3K9 methyltransferase activity; protein binding; zinc ion binding
Source: RefSeq, a predicted model, not a curated record
UGCUGUGGUGGUCUAUGAUUGUGGAGUGGAAAGGGAAGGGAUUCGGUUCUGCUGAUUUGUUUGGGUAAUACAUAGAUUUAUAUAGGUACAAAUUAAAAAUGUUUGCUGUGAACAAUAAGUAGGCCUAAUAUUUGAUAUAGUUUUUAAAAGUUGACAUUACAAAGUGAGACUCGUAGAAAUUAAAAUAUACUUUGAUUACGUCGUAAUUACCUGUGAUUUAAGCGUCAUGGAAAAAAAUAAAUCGUCUGAAGAUCUCCCUCCAUCUUCUGUAGUAAUGGCAGAAAAAGAUGUAACAUCUAGUUCUUCUGGAACACAACCAACUUUAAUGUUUGGAAGUAGUGCUACAAUAGGAAAAAUAGAAACUAAAUCAGCACUUUUUGAAUUUGGAAACUCACCUGUAAAACCUGACUUAAGUUCUGGGUUCAAUAGUGCUGAUAGCACUAACGAUGAAGAUUUUUUCACCACAAAAGAAGCAGUUCAAAGUGCCAUUGAAGUAAUGGAUCGGGGUGUUCAAGAUGAGGAAGAAGAUAAAAUAUGCAGUGGUAAGAGUAAAGAUGAAGAGGAUAACAGUCGUGGAAAAGAAAUUGAAAGCAAAGAAGAUAGUACCAAGAAUGUUGAGGUUAUUGAAAGCAACUCUUUAGAAACCAAAGAAACUGAAAGUAAUUCUUCUUAUUUGUCUAAGGAAAAUAAAGAAGGAACCCAACAAUUAGGAAGUAAUAUUAAAAAAGACAUCCCCAUAAAUGAUAAACAAGACAAAAAUGGUUUAGAAAACCUUUUGCAAAGAGAAAGUACUGAUGAUGAUAAAUUAAAAGAAAAUAUUUCUGUUGAUGACAAAUCUCUGAAGGCGUCUUCGGAAAAAGAAGACAGCGAAUUAAUUGAAAGUGAAUGUAGUGAAACUAAGAAUAUCACUAAUUCAGGAGACACUCAGGAGAUAUUAAUAGAUACUACUGAGGAUGAGAGUAAGUCAGAUCAAAAUAAAAAAGUAAAGAUUGAUGUUGAUGAAAAUAAAGAUAACAAACAAGAAUGUGAAACAUCGAAUGUUGUUAUUGUUUUAAGUGGUACUGAACAACCAGAAAAUAAUUGUGAGGUCAAGGAACAUAAAGACUUGGAAAGUCAUACUAGUACCAAUUUGAAUGAAGAUACAUCAAUUGAUGUUAAUGAUAAAACACCCAAUGAUACUCUGAUAGUUACACAAGCAAUAGAAGACAUAAAAAUUUCUCCAAGUGUAACCGAAAGUUGUACCUCAAAUGCAGAAGUCAUGGAUAUUGAAACACAUUCCAGCCCACCUCCCAAGGUAGAAGAAUUUGUUGAGAAAACUGAAGAUGGCAGUGAGAUUGCUAUAACUCUUGAAAAUUUUGAGGUUUCAGUUUUUGAAGAAGGUUCUACUGAUCAUUUAGCAACAGGAAUAUUAGAAUUGUUAAAGGAUGAAAAUGGUAAAAAUGUAUCAAUUGAAUCAAAACCAACAGAGAUGGCAACCAAGGAGAAAAUUGAUGAAUUUAAACUAGAUGAAGCUGUUUCAAGUUCUGAAGAGGAUUCUGAUGCAGGUUCUAAUUUAAAAGAAACUACUGCUGAAAUUGAUUCAUCUAAACAGGAAGUGGAUAAAGAUAGCAGUAAACACGAUGCAUUUAAACUAGAUGAUGGUGUGGUAAGUUCAGGCGAUGAAAUUGAAGAACAGGUUGUUCAUAAUACUAAAGAAAACCCCAACUCUGACGAAAACCUAAUGAAUCAAACCAAGGAAAGUGAUGCAGAGGUUGAAUUGAUGGAAGUUGAAGAUAAAGUUUCUGAGAAAACAGAAAUUGAAUUGAUGGAAGUUGAAGAUAAAGCUUCUGAGAAAGAACUAAGCAUCUUAGAGACAGAAGAGCCAUUAGUUACCAUUAUGGCUAUUGACAAAAAGGAUUCAAUUGAAGAGGAUGAAAUCAAUGAAAAUUAUGUUGGUGGAUCAGUUUCAUCAAAGUCAAUAGAGGAAAGUACAACAGGUAUACAAACUAGUGUUGAUGGAAAAAGUUCAGAAGAGAAACAAGAUUCGUUAUCAAAGUCUGUCAGCAAUGAAACUGAAAUCGCAGAAUGUCUAAUAUCUGAAUCAACCGAUGAAAAUGCUGACAAAAAGCAGUCAGAUGAUGAGCUCUCUGACACCAGUGCUAACGCUGACUUAAUUGAUUUAAUGCGUUCAGCAUUAGCCAACAAUGAAGAGUUCAGAAGAAACUUUUCUUUAGAACUGGAAGAACCUUCGUGUGACAAAGAAGGAUCAGAAGAUUGUAGUAAAGCCGAUGAAUCAACUGCUAAAGAAACUGAGGUUAUCAGUUUAGUGGAUGAUGAUGAAGAUGAGAGCAACCGAAGAAAGAAACCCGCAGCUGCAUUAAAAUGUGUGAACCCAAAUUGCAUGUCUGGGGAGGGCUUGGAAAAGACAGCCAUGUUUGUGCUGACAUACUUUGGGCUCAAACGUGCAAAGGACCAACAAGUCUGUGAGGAGUGCUUCAACAUAGUUAUGGAACACCAAGAGAAACUGGCUGGCUUGCUGAAGGAAGGAAAGCCGCUCUUCUCAGCAGAUUUUCCAAGCCAUAGAGAUGUUAUUCUGCUGGAUUCAGAUGAGGAGAGCAUCUCAGAUAAUGAGAGCGUACUGUCAGAAGACACAAUGCAGAUGAUCCACGACAACCUGGACGAUGUGAUUGCUGAGUCACUGGCCAAUUUUGGAUUGGACCAUCAAAUUCGGGAGUCCUGUGACUAUCUCAACAAUAUGGUUGAUCGGCUGGAGGAUGAAGCGAGUGAUUUAAACAAGAGAUUCAAUGAGGUACAGAACACCCUGGACCAAUUUCGUAAACAGAUUUAUAAAGACUACGAGAAUCCUAUUGAGGAAAUCGGAGAAUUACACUUCACUGAUUGUGAAAUCCCUCCGAUGCCCAUAUUGAAGUCCAAGUUGCAGAACCAAAUCUACAAUAGAAAUCUGAUGAAUAAAAUGAGGAAAUCUCAAGAAGAUAAGGAUGCGGCGAACAGUUCCCGACAAAACAGUUCAGCAACAAAAACGAUAGCAACCAAGAAGGUUGGGCAAGUGUCACAGUCUUCAUACGAGAAUGUGACACAAGACGUCAUCGCUCUCCAUUCUGAGCAAAGGUGUGAUCCUCCCCGUUCCCUACCGCCACCAGGACCCUUGAUCCGCUCCAAGCUGAGGGUGGGGGAUCUCGCCUACACUAUGAAAGUCAGCUACUUCAGCAUCUGGGUGCUGUGUCGAGUCCUAGAGGUCAUCCCGAGAGUUGCCACUGAGAAUGACUCAUCCACGGAAACAUACCGUGUCCGACUGGAGAACGUUAAGAAGACGCAAGCACGUGUGGUUACUGGCAAAUACCUCGCUUACCACAAUCCGUCCAGAGUGCAGCUGAAGGUAGGGACAAGGGUCAUAGCUAUCUUCCGCGAGGAGGAGGAGUUGCCUGGCACCAAGAGCAACUAUUACGUGGGUGUCAUCGCUGAACCACCUAAGAGCACCAACAAGUACAGGUAUUUGGUUUUCUUUGACGACGGCUACACCCAAUACUGCCCCCACGACAAUAUCCUGGUAGUCUGUCACACCAGCCGCAACGUGUGGGAGGAUAUCCACCCGGAGCCGCGGGACUUCAUCAAGAACUACCUACAGCAGUAUCCGGAACGGCCUAUGGUCAAAAUGAGUCGUGGUCAGGUCGUCAAGGUAGAAUGGAAUGGGCGGUGGUGGAUCGUGAGAGUGCUGGAAGUGGACGCUUCACUGGUCAAGGUACACUUUGAUGCUGACAAGCGCACAGAGUGGAUCUACCGUGGAUCGACGAGACUGGGACCGAUGUACCAGGAACUGGCCGCAGCCAAGGAGCGACAAAGCGGCUCACUCCUCCGCUCCCGAGGGUUCGGCUCCACCACUCACAAGAGUGACAUGCCAUACGUGGAGUAUACUCGAGGUGACAGUGAUGAGAAGAAAGAUGAAGAAAAGAAUGAGGAACCUGAGGAACAACCAGCGGUCCCAGCCCGGUCCGUCGCCAGGAAGAGCACUGCCAAGAAAGUACCAGACCCACCGGUCAUCUCUAAUAUCCCGUACUCGAAACCUCUGGUCAAUCAUGUUCCUCAGGGGAGCAUCACGCAACGUAAACUGAACAGCACGUGUAGCCCCAUACAGUUCCGACCCCAUCAGUGCAAUGAGGCCUGUGUCAGGUGGACUGACUACUCGCCGGCUGCUGCCAAGAAGUACGACCCGCUUAUUAAACCCCUCAUGUUUGGAUUUUCCAGAUUGAGCGUGAACUACAGAGGCAAGAGUACGAUCAUGUACAGGGCCCCAUGCGGCCGCACGAUACGCAGCCCACAGGAGAUGCUGUGCUACUUGCAGGGCACCAAGAGCGCACUGACCAUCGACUUGUUCGACUUUGACUUCUGGGUCAACCCACUUACCAAAUUCGAGGAGGGCAGUACAUUUGGACGGAUCGAGGACCUGUCCUAUGGGAAAGAAAACGUCCCAAUAUCCUGUGUGAACGAGCUAGACCACUGCAUGCCUCAGUAUGUACAAUACAUGACCGCCCGAGAACCUGCCAAGGAUGUGAACCUCAACCUUGAUCCUGAGUUCCUUGUUGGCUGCGACUGUAAGGACGACUGUGAGGACAGGUCCAAGUGCAGUUGUUGGCAGCUGACAAUGCAAGGCAAGGCAUAUAUACCAGAUGGAGACUUGGAUCCUCUGUUCGGCUACCAGUAUCGCAGACUGCCCGAGCGGAUAGCCACCGGCAUUUAUGAGUGUAAUUCGAAGUGCAAGUGCUCCGCUACGUGCCAGAAUCGUGUGGCCCAGCAGCCUCUGUCGUGUCGCCUUCAACUGUUCAAAACACCUAAGAAGGGCUGGGGCAUCCGUUGCCUCCACGACAUCCCACGUGGAGCAUUCAUAUGUAUCUAUGCAGGGUUUCUGCUCACCGAGCAAGAAGCCAACGAGGGCGGUAAAACUUAUGGAGAUGAGUACUUAGCAGAGUUGGAUUACAUUGAAUCUGUAGAGAAUCUCAAAGAAGGCUACGAGACAGAAGCUAGAGAACCUUCCGAUGGGGAGGAUGAAGAUAGCUCGAGGGCAGCGAUGGACGUAGAGUACGAGCAAGAGCAACAAAGUGGAGACUCGGACUUAGAUGUGAGCGGGGCUGACAGACAUGAGAAUAUCAGGUUGCGGCUAAGGCGUAGAACUACGGAGGAUGGAGAGAAAGAAUCAUCACGGAAGUCAAGAGGAGAUGAUGAUGCCAUCUCCAUAAGUGAUGAAGAGGCAGAUUCUGAUGCAUUUUACUACACGGUGUCACCGUUUUCUGAAAAAGUUCGCAAGCCGCAGAUGUUUAACGCAAGUAUCAUGGAGAAUGACGAACACGAAUCCAAGUACCCAUCAGUCCGAGAUAUGUAUGGUGACGAUGAAAACGUUUACAUCAUGGAUGCCAAAACACAUGGAAACAUCGGCAGAUACCUGAAUCACUCUUGUAGCCCAAAUGUUUUCGUCCAGAAUGUGUUCGUUGACACACACGACUUGCGGUUCCCAUGGGUGGCGUUCUUCGCCAAUCAAUACAUCCCAGCGGGUACCGAGCUCACCUGGGACUACAACUACGACGUGGGCAGCGUUCCGGGCAAGGUCAUGUUGUGUUACUGCAACAGCAACAACUGCCGUGGUCGUCUUCUGUGAACUCACUGCCUGGUGUUUCUGUCAAUUAUUGACUUGUCCAGUUAUUAUUGGUUUAACCACCAUCGUU